Messenger RNA from Stegastes partitus (bicolor damselfish), 1868 nucleotides. RefSeq names its product transgelin 3b (gene tagln3b). Gene Ontology annotation, cellular component: actin cytoskeleton. Gene Ontology annotation, biological process: actin filament organization. Bases 345 to 944 code for a protein of 199 amino acids. The transcript has 5 exons. The record is from RefSeq and is a predicted model, not a curated record. Gene Ontology annotation, molecular function: actin filament binding. NCBI's taxonomy places the organism in Eukaryota, Metazoa, Chordata, Actinopteri, Pomacentridae.
UGUGCCUCUGCUGGCUGAGGGGUCACUCGUUUCUGCAUAAAGCUGAUCGUGCACUACAGUGACCAGUGUCCGGGAGCGGAGUCACGUCGCAUUCAGCGCGGAGAGUCUCUAGGGACCCCUCCUGGACGAGCUGCCAUAUAAAACAGUGACUCGCCCCUCCCGGACAAAGUGAGAUCCAGUCUGGUCCGACGCGCUUGUGCUGCGUUUCAUGGAUGCUUCAGCAGUUCAGCAUCCUCAGCCCUGCCCAGCUCAGCGGAAUUAACACGGGACGAAUCUGAGCGCCGUCUCCUCUUGUAGGAACCUGCACACUACCUAUAGUAUACUAGAUUGUCGGGAGACCCACCAUGGCGAACAGAGGGCCCAGCUAUGGCCUGAGCCGGGAGGUGCAGGAGAAGAUUGACCAGAAGUAUGACCCCGACCUGGAGCAGCGGCUGGUGGACUGGAUAGUUGCACAGUGUGGGGGAAACUUGGAGAAACCACAGUCGGGCAAGCAGAACUUCCAGAAGUGGCUCAUGGAUGGAACAAUUCUCUGUAGACUCAUCAACAGCCUCUAUCCCAGAGGAAAGGAACCCAUCAAAAAGAUCCCAGAGACCCAGAUGGCCUUUAAACAAAUGGAGAAGAUCUCCCAGUUCUUGCAAGCAGCAGAAGCUUAUGGAGUCACGACCACGGACAUCUUUCAAACUGUGGACCUCUGGGAAGGAAAGGACAUGGCAGCAGUGCAAAGGACCCUAAUGGCUCUGGGGAGCGUUGCAGUCACAAAGGACGACGGUCAAUACAGGGGUGACCGAGACUGGUUUCACAGGAAAGCCCAGGGGUAUCGACGAGAGUUCACCGAAGAGCAGCUGCGUCAAGGACAGAGUUUGAUUGGCCUGCAAAUGGGCAGCAACCGCGGGGCUUCCCAAUCUGGUAUGACAGGCUAUGGUAUGCACCGUCAGAUCAUGUAGACCACUUACUAGCUAACCCGUUCCCCUGCUUCCAGACCUUAUUUUCUACUAAUACCACAAAUGUUGUAGCCCCAAAUCUUUCCUACGCUAUGUAGCACCUGCCAUGUUAACCUCAGUUUCCCUGGAAUUGCUGCUUUUGCCAGACAGAGUGUUCUAUCCACACCCUAAAAGAAUGAUGUCAGAUACUGUAGAUCUCCUUCUUCAAGCUCUCCUCUUCCCCUCGUCCCUGUUGUCAUGUGCUGUACCCUUUCUAGCAAUGUUAACUCUGUUUUCUUACUUUCCAUGUUCAGUUGUUUACUUAAUGUGGAGCUCAGUCAUUCCACAUUACUUCAGUCUCAUGAAGAUUUUGAUUUCUAUACAAGCCAUCAGUAUUUUACAAAUAUGUACAGAAAUACUGUAAUCCACUGUUACAGCAUGCGGUAUGCGAUGUAUUUAUAUUUAUGUAUACAUUUAUUUACAUUUACUCUGGUCAUUUUAUGAUGGUCUGUUACUAGGUUGUUAUUAUUUAGCCUUAAACCUAAUGGAACUCAAUGACUGACGAUGUCUCUGCUAUCUUGUCUGACGACUUGUUGCAGCAUCCUCUGUAACCAAAUCAACCUCACGUUGUGCCUGGUUAUGGGACUACAAAGACUUGGUCCUGAUAUACUGGCCUGAAAUUAUAAAUGAGUGUCAUUCAUUCUGAGCCAUGCCCUUGUUAUUUGUUAGAUUAUAUAUUUGUCCAUACUGUGUCUACAUUGUGUAAAACAAGCAAGUAAAUGUGCAGUAUUGCAACAUGUAUGACAGUGAAGUUUCCAUUUCUGGUGUCAGGUAAAAUACAUUGCUUGAAUGUGCACUUUUAUGUGAGUUAUGUUUAUAUUUUUUAAAUAUAUUUAUAUCUGGAAGCUUGUAAGAAGAAUUCUUGAAGAAAUAAAGUAUGAGAAAAUA